This is a messenger RNA of Parathielavia appendiculata, 1793 nucleotides long. Its product is annotated as Dihydroorotase. Gene Ontology annotation, molecular function: dihydroorotase activity. The transcript is spliced from 6 exons. NCBI's taxonomy places the organism in Eukaryota, Fungi, Ascomycota, Sordariomycetes, Sordariales, Chaetomiaceae. Gene Ontology annotation, biological process: 'de novo' pyrimidine nucleobase biosynthetic process; pyrimidine nucleotide biosynthetic process. The coding region runs from base 493 to 1566 and encodes 357 amino acids. Gene Ontology annotation, cellular component: cytoplasm. The record is from RefSeq and is a predicted model, not a curated record.
UCAUGUGCGCUGCACUGCAAUUGACAACGGCUUUACAGCAGUUUGAGAUUCAGGAUCGAGGUUUUGUGUUAUAAAACGUCAUUUCCGGAGACUUUCUUUUGAUUUGUAAGUGCGGCCAGGGAAAGGUGGAGGAGGGCAGUCUCGUCCGCGCCUUCCUUCGGCAAUUAAACCACAGAUCCAACGACGGGAUUGGUGGUCGGCACUCAUUGGAUGCGAGCUGGUGAAGAACUUCUUCUGAUUGACGAUUCCAGCCCAUCUGUCUGUUUAUAUUCCCGAUCUCUCGACUGCAUGAGACGGUUUUCUCACUCAAUCCAUAAGCCAACCCUAACCCUUCUCAAAGACCCCAAAACAAGCCUUUCUCAAACUCCGCCAUUUACACCAGAUUCGAGCUCCCAAACUGAGCACCAUGCCUUUCCAUGAUAUCCGCCUGGGUCACGCACCAAUUACUGAACCCGAACCAACCAAAAACAACCCCAGAUAUAGAAAUACAGAAUGAGCCUGAAAGACAGCUACACCCUCCCGGCGGCCGCCGACAUGCACGUUCACCUGCGCAACGCCCCAGGGCCCAUCGCCUCGCUCGUCACGCCCACGAUCCGCAAGGCCGGCAUCGACACCGUCUUUGUCAUGCCCAACCUCGCCCCGCGGCCCGUCGUCUCAGUUGCCGAGGCUCUCGCCUACAAGCAGUCCCUGCAGCAGCUCGAUGCCGACGUCAACUAUCUCAUGUCGCUUUACUUACACGAGAGCAUCACGCCCGAUGAAAUUCGGGCAGCGAAACGGGAAGGCAUCAAGGGUGUGAAGGCAUACCCCCGCGGUGCGACGACCAACUCGCAGUGGGGCGUCGUGUCGUUUGACCUGUUUCACGACGUGCUCAAGGCCAUGGAGGAGGAGGGCAUUGUGCUGAAUCUGCAUGGUGAGGUGCCUAGCAGUCCGGCCGACGGAGUGACGGUCAUGAACGCCGAGGCGCGCUUCCUGCCGGUGCUCAAGGGGCUAGUCGAGAAGUAUCCCAAGCUGAAGAUUGUGUUGGAGCACUGCACGACGGCCGAUGCCGUUGAGGCGGUCAGAUCGUUGGGUGAUAACGUCGUGGGGACCAUUACAGCGCACCACCUCUCCCUCCUAGUAGACGACUGGUCCGCCAACGUACACCACUACUGCAAACCUUCGGCCAAAUCUCCUGAGGACCGCCGCGCCCUCCUUAACGCCGUGGUUACCAGCAACGGCAAAUUCUUCCUCGGCACCGACAGCGCCCCCCACGACAUAACCGCCAAAAAAGGCAAAGGCAACACCGCAGCAGGCGUCUUCACCCAGCCCUACGCCUUGGGCUAUGUCCUCACGGCGCUAGAAGAAGCCAUAACCCGCGGCGACAUCCCGCCCUCGUCCGUCACAGAGGACGUGCUGAAGGGCUUCUUCUCCGAGUACGGGCGGAAGUUCUAUGAAGUGGAUCCUGCGAAGCAGCAGAUCCGGCUUACGCGCGGCGGGGCCAAGGUUGAGGACUCGUUGAAAGGAAACGGGGUUGAGGUUGUGCCGUUUCGUGCUGGGGAGGAGAUGUGGGGUGUUGAGUGGUUGUAGGGUACCGGUCUCUGGUCUGGUCGGAUUCAAUUCGGGAAUAAAUGUCGUGGAAAAAGGUGAUUGAGGAGGGAGUAGAUAGGGUGGUUUGUCGGGUCAGGUUGGGGGUCAAGAAAGACGGGAAGCAAGAUGCAUGUAAGAAAGCAGCAACUGGGAAAAGGGGGGUUGAGGUGUGGAUGGCAACAGUGGACGAGAGGUGAUGAAUGCUCGCCACCAACCAAGUAUGGCGG